AUGGCGGACCCGAUCUCCCUGGUGGGCACCGCCGUCGGCGUCGCUUCUCUUGCGAUUCAGCUCUUUUCGGGGUUUACUUCGUACAUCGACAAGCUCAAAUGCCGCAAGGAAGACCUCGACGCCGUCAAUAGGAAGCUUUCGGACUUUCGGGCAUCAAUCGACGCAAUCAAGUCUACUGAAAAACGCCGGCGAGACAAUCAUUCAACACCUCAACCCGCGCUCGAUCAGUGUCUCCAAACAUGCGAAGCAGAGCUUCUAGCUCUCAAAGCCUUUUGGGAGAAAUGCAGCGACGAAGGCGCAAACGCGCCAAACCUGCGACAUAGGGUCAAGACAAAGGCUAAAGAGCUGAGCUUUCCGUUUCAUCGCGAGGAUUUGGCCCGGUUAGAAGCGCGGCUCGACCAAGCGACGAAUACCAUGACACUUGCAUUGCAAGCAGUCCACAUCGACGAGGCCGUGACCACCUCUGAGAGCCUCAAGGUGGUACUCAAGAAUACCAACACCACAUCCGGAGACAUGCGCAUGAUUCGCCAGCACAACCACGACAUUCUUCAGGGGAUUGGCCAAUUGACCAUCUCAUUCGAUAAAGCUUCUUCAAAAGAUGAAGAAGCCGCCAAGUGCAUGGAGGAGCGUAUUGCGGCCAUGCAGCAGUUGAUGGAGGCUGGGAAUGCCAAUAUACAAUGGAUGAUGGAGCGGAUGCGAAGAGUAGACGACAAUCAGAUGGUGUCAUCCGACUCGACGGUAGGCCUCAUGGAUUCCAUUCAUCCUUGUUCAUUCACUGACACAUAUACCAAGUCAUCUGGCGCAGUCGGGCACAAUCCAGCACCGGCACAAGUUCUUACUGUUGGUUCGCUGCGUCAAGGUCAACGUGGACAGCCAUCUCCACUAUCGCCUCCGUUACAUCGGAAUCUAUUUUGCACAUGUGCACAAAUACGAAGGCGGCAGCUUCGAUGGAAUCCCCUUUCAACUUGGUCGUUUGGGGUCAAGUACACAAGUACCCACCACCACCCGUCCUGCCCAAUGGCCCAGGUUGCUGUCUGGAGACCAGCGGAUCGACAUCAAGUUGAAGUCAAAAUUGCAGCUAGAUUGCGCUCAUGGAUGCUGGAUUUCGCGCUUGCAGGCGUCCUUGGGAACACCUACUUGAGCAUAUAUCCGUCCCUAAACUGUACGAGGACUGUGGGCAUUGAUUCACCAAGUUACAAGAUAUUGGCUAUCAUCGAACAUUCGAUAUACUCCUUUCCUGACGAUCUAUCACACGUACUUACGAGAAUAAUUGACCAUGCCCUUCAGAAGCUAAAGAAACUCUACGAAGAGAGAAGGGCCUCUCCGCUGGACAUGGACGUGAAUGGAGUGACAUUUGUCGAACUUUUCGCAUCUGUACUUGGAUUGGUCGCAGCGUCAGAUCACUAUGUCUCACUGUUCCUUGACUUCCUUACUUGCCUGAAGUCAUGGGGGGUGGAGCUGAGGCAAGAAUUCGGAUCAUCAAAUCAACUCAUCCUUUGUUUGCUGAGACUUGAGAAGAAUAACGUGACUUCAAAAGCUGGUGUCACCAGCCGUCAAUGGAUCAAGCGAUUAUCAGACAUUGGGUUGGAUUUAGAUGCAACUUUCGAGUCCGCCUGGACUAGAGCAAAUUGGGACGCGACAGCGGCAUAUCCAGUACAACUGUGGCAUGCAAGUAACCCAACAGAAUAUGCCUCUUCUGCAACACAGGUAGCCAUAAUGAACCAGGAUUAUGAUCUACUUCAAGUCACUCUUCUGGAAAAUCCAAAGGAUCUCGAGAAACAUUUCACACUUGGAGAUGUCGGAACUUUAGCCAUGGCAAUUUUCUGGCCAAAAGGAUUGCAGCUGCUGGUAAGGACAAUUCUGGAAAACGACAUGUUGGAUACCCAGCUAUUUGAGCUUGGCCAAGCAUACCGUAUGACCAGUAUUCAACAUCUCCCAUCGGAACAAAUCGCCUCGUAUGCUUGGUCCGCCGGAUACAUCUUGGAUACAGAAGCAAAUGCGAUUUCCUCAAUGCUUAAAAAUUGCAACAUAUACGUGCCUGGCAUACUUCGCGUUUCUUCGGAUUGGAAGUCAGUGUUCCGUACUAUGAUGAACGGGAUUGUUACUGUCAAGUUACUGGACUUGAUAUGGGAGGCUGGCUUCCAGCAUCCUGACACGUAUGAUAUGUUCAAGUCACCCGACCUGUCCAACAAGGACCUCUUCAUAUAUGAUUGGUACAUUCAACAUGGUAUCAAUCCUCGGCAGACUCAUUGGAUCCAUAAAGGAAAUUUCUCGGUAUCUCACCUGUGUGCUGCUGUAGUUGGUGAGAAGUUGUCGUGGAAUUACAAGAGGAGUUUAUCAGAUGCUGAAAGCUUUGCCAAUAUUGUUGGCCAAAACCAGCAUCAUGAUACUUGCAGAUGCCAUUGUUCCCCUUCUGGUUGUUCGCCGUUCAAAGUGUACCUGCACGCAUAUAUUUCAACCUCUUUUACUGAGCGUCGCAGAUCAGCAAAGCGACAAGCUGAGCGUUGGCAGAUGUCGACUGCCCUCUCAAACAAGUCCUCCGACUUUCUGGAAUGCCAACUGCAGGCCAUUCGCCUGGCAACAUUUGACGAACUGGGCCUGGCACACACCUGUUGCACCCGGCUUUGGGACAAAGAGGGAGAGUUGUUCGCUCCAGAAGAAGAAGAGAUGAUGGAGUUACAGAAGGAAGAUCAGGCAUUGCUUCAAGUGCUUGAGGAUUUGAUGGAUGAAUUCAUCAUAGAAUUUCCUCGAUCAGGUUGUGGCUUGCGUGAGUUCUUUGAAGGAUACUGGAUUCAAAGAAUACGGGAGAAUCUGGAACAGUUGAAUGCAGACACCCUCACAGAACAGCAUUUGAAGGAAGCUGAGGACAUGGGUGUCAUCUGGGACUCUGGUUCCGUGGCUGGUGGGAACAGUGACAUGGAAUAUUACUCAAGUGACGAUGAUUGGACACCAGAGCGGCGACCGCCAGAGGAGCAGACCUUUGAGUACUGGGAAAGGAUGAUAGAUGAUAUUUAG
Messenger RNA from Pestalotiopsis fici W106-1, 3015 nucleotides. RefSeq lists its product as uncharacterized. The coding region runs from base 1 to 3015 and encodes 1004 amino acids. The transcript has 6 exons. NCBI's taxonomy places the organism in Eukaryota, Fungi, Ascomycota, Sordariomycetes, Amphisphaeriales, Sporocadaceae. The record is from RefSeq and is a predicted model, not a curated record.